UGCUGCGGUCCCUCCCGGGAUGGCCAGAGCUGCGCCAGGCUCGGAGCAGCGCGGAGAUGCCGCUCCCGUCCCUCCGCGCUCUGCUCGGGCUCCUCCUGCUGCUGCCAGGUUCCACAGCUCCCACAAACUCCUCCACCCCUGCUGGAACAGGUCCAUCCCAACCAACAGCACCCAGCCCUGAAGCCAAGAACCACAGCCCAGAGCCAUCAGUAAAAUCAACACCAGCGACCAAACUGAGCCUCACCUCUGUGGGUCAAACUCCUACAGCCAAACCCUCCCCCACCACCACAACAACUCUGACAGCAAUCACUGAGAGAGAUGAUAAGUCCAGUGGAAACAGAAGCACGGCAGCUCCUUCUCCAGCACCUCAAGGUCAGGAUCCCAUGAGGAAUGAGAGCACCACAACAUCAGCGAUUCAAGGUGCUUCCUCCUCACAGACAGGCACCUCAAAACUCAUCACCCCAACACCCAACUCCUUCGGCCAAUUGCCCAGUCCCACCCCGACAGACGAGAAAUCACCGCUGACAGUGGCAGCUUUUGGUGUCAUCAGCUUUGUCGUUAUCCUGAUAGUGGUGGUCAUCAUCCUGGUCAGCGUGGUCAGCCUGAGGUUCAAGUGCAACCACUCCAAGGACUCUGAAGACAAACAGAAACCAGGAACCUCCAUGGUAUCAGAGAGCUGCUCGGCAGACGCGAGCCAGAAGGGGAACAGCAUCACUCUGAUCUCCAUGAAGAACAUCAACACCAACAACAGCAUGAGCUACCCCCCAUCAGAAAAGGUUUCCCUCUUCAGCCUUGCUUUUUAGGGAAUCAGCUGGGGAUCAUUUCUCUGGCUGGAUAAGAGCAUAAGAGCAUGCCUUGAGGUGCUAUGAAGCCAAGAGCCCAGAGCUUGAAGCUGACACGUGACAACCAGCAGUGGCUUUCUAGGUUCUUUUUAUUUUUCCUUCGGGGAAAGAGCAAGGGUGGACUUUAUAUCUAAAUUAUUAUGUCCUUUCUGAUCAGUACAUUUACAGUAGUGUCCUACAUAGCUUCCCCACCUGGGGCCUAAGGGCUUUCUCCAGUUACAGCCUGCCACACUCAGUGGUUGAUAUCUAACUCUAUUUUUGAUAUGCCUUCAAACACUCAGAUAAUUCCAGCAGCAAGAAGCACCAAGGCACCAUGCACUCCACUAAUAAACCUCUGCCUUAGAUGAAUGGCCUUUAUAGUCUGUGCCAGGCAGUCAGGGGCUCGUUAAUCAGCAUAGCCCCACGUGGAGCCAGACCUGUGCUUGGGAAAGACUGAUCCGAAGCUGAAGGCCUGAUGGGACUGAAAUGCCCAAGUUUUGGGUCAAAUCCCAGCAUGACUGCUCAGAGCCCCUUAUCCCUGGUGCCCUCAUUGUCCCCACAGCAGUGGGAUGGUCACAUCACAUCCCCCUACCUCACAGGGCUGUUGUGAGGCCUCGUUAAUCCCUGUCUGUAAAUCGUUUUGAAAGCCAUGAAUUAAAGGUGCUGCUGAAAUGCAAA
Melospiza melodia melodia is the source of this 1499-nucleotide messenger RNA. It is a transcript of the gene ECSCR, whose product is annotated as endothelial cell surface expressed chemotaxis and apoptosis regulator. The transcript is spliced from 11 exons. The record is from RefSeq and is a predicted model, not a curated record. Gene Ontology annotation, biological process: positive regulation of endothelial cell apoptotic process; positive regulation of proteasomal protein catabolic process; negative regulation of angiogenesis. Lineage: Eukaryota; Metazoa; Chordata; Aves; Passeriformes; Passerellidae. Gene Ontology annotation, cellular component: plasma membrane; cytosol. Bases 57 to 803 code for a protein of 248 amino acids.